Molecule: messenger RNA, 759 nt
Organism: Colletotrichum paranaense
Lineage: Eukaryota; Fungi; Ascomycota; Sordariomycetes; Glomerellales; Glomerellaceae
Exons: 2
Coding region: 1-759 (252 amino acids)
Source: RefSeq, a predicted model, not a curated record
AUGGCGCUGUGUUCAAAUUUUGCCAUCGGCUCGAUUGAGCAAUCCGAAACCAAUCGUCGAAUCGCACAUGGCUCUAUCCAUCCAUCGUGGAAGGCCUUGCCCCAAGAGCUCCGGCUUAUGGUACUCGAGAAGCUCCCGCCGCUGGCUAAAGAAAGACACGAGAUGGCACGUUGGUCCAGCGUCUCGAAGGAAUGGCAAUGUUUCUUUGAAGCUGGAAUUUUUCAAAGUUUGAGCAUCCGGCCCUGCAGAAGAGGAAUCGGUCGCAUGGACCAGGUUGUGAGAGGCUACCGGAUGAAGCUUGUCAGGAAUAUCACCCUCCUCAUCGGAACAGCGGAGUUUACUGGCGCAGAAUACAAUCAGCGAGAGGAAGUCGAUACGGUAGCGGCAAUCAAUGUGCAUGCGCCCUUGCAACGUCUUUCAUCGAUCCUCUUGUCACCGAGCACAGGCGAACCGGACUGGAAUUUCUUGAUAUCGGCGGCAGGAAUGGCGGCAACGCAUAUGCCCAAGCUCGAAACAAUGGAAGCUUUCAGUCCAACGGAGCCAUUUUCAUUCUCUCUUCGAUUCGAUAUUGGAGAAGGUAACACAGCAAAACUCACGACUGCAGCGACAUGGCAACUGGAGAUUCCCGGGGCCGUUAUCAAGCCAUGGCAACAGGUCGCAGAUCGCCGUGCCCUACGAUUGAUUUGCGAUGUAGAGACUAUUGAGACGGAGGAAUUACACUCUAAGCUGCGACUGUUCCCAAGUAUAGCAGAGUGGUAG